Amoebophrya sp. A120 is the source of this 178-nucleotide messenger RNA. NCBI's taxonomy places the organism in Eukaryota, Dinophyceae, Syndiniales, Amoebophryaceae. The record is from the annotation of a GenBank genome assembly.
GUCGCGGCCACUUCCCAAACGCAGCUUUGCGCCGAUCGCGCCAAAAGCGGAAGAGCCAGCGGAAGAUCAAGAAGACGACGAGUUCGAACUCGUUAUUGCAGAGGGCAAGCUGGGCUGCAGCGUGGACCCGAAGCGGCACGUCGUCGUGUCUGUGGCGAAGAACGGACCGGCGGAAAAG